AUGCGUCCCACCUCAAGCAUCCUCCAGGUGGCUGUCUGCCUUACUUCUCUUGCGCCCUUGGCCUCAGCAUGGCCCAGUUGGUUUCCCAACGUCGACUCUGUUGUAGUUCGACGAGUCGCCCCAGAAGAUCUGCCUCUGGAAACACCGGUUCUUAAGCCUCGUCAGGAUACCACGACUGAAGAGGAAACCACAGGCACCAAGAAAAGCCCAAAGCAGACCAACUUAAACACAGCCAAAGUCGAAACUGGAACAGAGACAGACACUGCCACCGAAGAUUCCACAAAGACAGCAAAGGAGACUGGAAAUAAGAAGUCGGGCACCAAGACUGGGACUUCUGCUCCUAAACGCACAACCUUUUCUGCUGAUGUGCAACCCGGUGGUUUGAGCAUGACGCUGCCCGAUACUAUGUAUGUCCCUACGCCACUUAUCAAGAUUGGCGACUAUGCCACCUUUGGCUGGAACUACACCUCGCUCGAGGGCACUCCUACUGCGAUCGACGUGCUUGUCAGUCAGUCUUCCGCCGGCGAAACCUACACUCUUACCGCCAACAUGACUUUCGAGACGAACCCUACCUACGUUUGGGAUACUAGCAAGCAGGCCAACGACCCCGAUGCUCCUCUCCCCGUUGGCAUGUACACUCUCAUCAUCAUGGAUUCCGACUCUGCAAUUACCGAUGUUCCAUCCCCCGGUUACUUGGCGGUACAGAAGACUUUCCAGUUCGGCAUGUACACCCCCGCGGCCUACACGCCCUACCCCCAGUGGAACUGUGAUAUCUGUGACAAAUAG
Messenger RNA from Fusarium pseudograminearum CS3096, 786 nucleotides. RefSeq lists its product as uncharacterized. Bases 1 to 786 code for a protein of 261 amino acids. Lineage: Eukaryota; Fungi; Ascomycota; Sordariomycetes; Hypocreales; Nectriaceae. The record is from RefSeq and is a predicted model, not a curated record. The transcript is spliced from 2 exons.